CUACAUGCAAACGAGCGCUCAAGCUUUAAGCAAAACACAACUCGCUUUCACUCCAACUUCCGGCGCAGCUGCCCGCGUGCUUUUUCGCAAACCACUUCCCCGCGCCUCUGCUCUCACACCAGUAGCCGCAUCAACCAUGACGAUUGAGGUUGGCGACUGGCUCUCCAAGCCCUCUACCGGCGUGCUACCGCCUUGUGGCGUGUUCGUCGAGGGCGGUGAGAAGCCGAUCCCGGUGCCGCUCAAGCGGCGCGAUGUCUCAGCGACCGUCUACGCCGCUGCUUCCUUUUCCGAUACCAAGGAGACCCUGAGCUAUGUGAGCGACGUGGAGUGCUCGGCAGUCUUCCGUUUCCCCUUGCCGCCGCGAGCGGCCGUGUACAGGUUCCGCGCCGUGUUUGGAGACCGCGAGGUCGUGACCAAGGUCAAGCCCCGCGCCGCGGCUCGUGAGGAAUUCGACCUGGCCGUGUCGCAGGGCCACUCGGCCGUGCACAUGUCCCAGCACGAGGCGGGUGCGUCCGUUUUUGAGGUGUCGCUUGGCAACCUGGAGGCGCACACCGAGGUGACGGUGGAGUUCAGCUACCUCCGGCUGCUUGACGCGUUCGGCGGCACGCUGGAGUGGAGCCACACCGCCACGUGGGUGCCGCCGUACGUGGGCUCAGCAGGCGACGUGGCAACCGGCGUGGACAAGGUGGCGGCGGCGCUGCCCACCUUUGCGCCCAAGGUGACCUACGUCCUCUCCUACGAGGUCACGGUGCGGGCGGAGGCGGGCACGGUGCGUGCCAUUGAGUCGCCCGAGCCUGUGACCGUGGAGCGCCCAGCUGCGGCUGCCGAGGCCGCGGCAGGUGCUGGUGCGGAGGAGGUGUGGCGCGUGCGUCUGUCGGAGCAGGUCGCCGACCCCUCCAAGGACCUCUCGCUGGCGAUUGAGCUGGAUCCCAAGGCCGCGCGCCGCAGCGGCCUGCGUGUGCAGCGCACGCCCGCCUCCCGCGGCGGCGAGCAGCGCACUGUUGCGCUGGCCACGUUUGUGCCGCCGCUGCCCAGCCCGCCCGCCGCCGGCGCCGACGGCAAGCAGCAGCUGCGCAAGGAGAUCUGGUUUGUGGUGGACUGCUCGGGAUCCAUGGACGGCUCUCCCAUCAACCAGGCCCGCGAGGCCGCGCUGUUCUUCGUUCGUGACCUGCCCGUGGACAGCGGCGUGCGCUUCAACAUGACCGUGUUUGGAUCCAGCCACAACUCGCUGUACAGCAACUGCAAGCCGUACGACAGCAAGACCGAGAAGGAGGCGGUUGCCUGGAUCCAGAGCAAGGUGCACGCCAACCUGGGCGGCACCGAGAUUCUGGGCACCAUGCAGCACAUCUACAACAGCCCCAUCGCGGCCGGCUACACGCGUGAGAUCAUCUUCCUCACCGACGGCGGCAUCAGCGGCCACGAGGAGCAGGCCGUGUACGACCUGGUGAACCCCAAGGCCAAGGCCCCCGUGCCCGCCGCAGCCCGCACCCACGUCCUGAGCCUGGGCAUCGGCCACGGCGUGCACCGCUCUCUGCUGGACGGCAUGUCGACUCGCUCCGACGGUGCGGUCGUGUACGUGGUGGACGAUGAGGCGAUUGCGGCCAAGACCGCAUUCCUCAAGAAGGCUGCCACAGCCGCUGGCGCCGCCCUGCGCCCGCGGCUGGUGGCGCGCAAUGCGCUGGUGCGGCCCGCGCCGCACGUGCUGCCUCAGCGCGUGUUUGCCGGCGAGCCCCUGCACGUGCUGAUGGAGGUGGUUAGCUCUGAGCCUGACGCGGCGCUGGAGCUGACCGCGGACUGGGCCGAGCCGGAGUCAGCUGCCGGCGCGGCGCCGCUGACUCUGUCGCUGCCGCUGGGCCCUGCGCUGGCGUCUGCGGAGGAGGGCGAGGCGCUUCCUGUGCUGCACGCCAUGGCCUACAUCGGCAGCCUCAUGGCCGGCACUAGCCCGCUGCACGUGCGGUCUGACGGCACGACCCUGGCCGCCCCGCCCUCUGCUGACACGGUCAAGGAGGCGGUGGUGCGGCUGGCGGUGGCCGAGCACCUGGUCACGCCGCACACCAGCGCCGUGGGCGUGUCGCUGCGCCGCGACCCCGCUGCCCCCGAGGCCGCUGCCAACGUCGUGGAGGUGCCGCUGCAGCUACCACACGGCCGCAAGCUGUGGGGCACCGCCUCCGGCGCUGGGCCCAUGCCGCCGCCCAUGGCUGUCUGCUUUGCCGCGCCGCCCAUGGCGCAGCGUGGAGGCAGGAUGGCAUGCAUGAGCGCGUCGGCGAUGGCGUGUGCGCCGAUGAUGGCGUGCUCGGCGGCGCCGGCGGCGCCGCCCUGCCCCGUGCCGCAAAUGGCGUCGCCACAGAUGAUGUGGUGCGGCACUGCGCCGGGCGGUGGCGGCGGCCGCGGCUCUGCGGCUCCGGCUGCGACCAACCAGGCGUUUGCGUCUGCGGAUCUGAGCCUACGUGGCGAGAAGAUUGAGGCGCUGUCCGACUUGAGCUGCGGCGUGCAGCAGGAGGCCCAGUGCUUCACGAAGAAGGCGCUGAAGAAGAAGUCUGCCGCCGCCAGCCUGGGCGACGCCGUCGGCGGCGCCAUGGGCUCGCUCUUUGGCGGCCUGUUCGGCAGCGGCAGCCGCGGCGCCUCCGCCGUGUGCGCCAAGCCGGCGCAGCAGGCGCUGCAGGGCCCUGGCAGCGCAGGCGGCAGCUGUGUCGCUGCCGAGUUCGCCGCCCCUUGCGGUGCUGCGGCGCCGGAGGCGGAGCAGGAGGAGUCGUGCUGCGACGACGGCGCGGAUGAGAUGGAGGCCGGCGACUGCGACGCUGGCUUUAGCGUGCCGGCGAUGAAGGAGUCAGUGGCGCGGCGCUCGCGCUCCUGCUCCGCGUCGCCGCCGGCCGCUGCCGCGGCGCCGGCGGAGCGCCAGCUGCGUGGCUCCGAGCUCCUGGCUUUCCUGAACCUCAAGCGCACCACGCAGGGCUACUGGGCCGCCGGCCCCGAGCUGGCGGCGGCGCUGGGCGUGCCGGUUGUGGACCUGACAUCCGCUGCGGGUGCUGCCGGCAGCGGCGGCAGCACCGCAGCAGUGCUGCGCCCCGCCGGUCUGACCGACGACGCCUGGGCGACUGUGGUCGUGCUGGCUGUGCUGCGGCGCUGCCUGGCGGCUCAGCGGGAGGUGUGGGCGGACAUGGAGGCCAAGGCGCUGGCAUGGCUGGCGGCGGCAUGGCCGGAGGGCGGCCGCAGCGUGGGAAGCACCGUCAUGGCUCUGGCAAAGGCGCUGACGGUGGAGGCUUGAGCAGGCAGGCGUUUAGGGUGCAUUGUCGUGCGCCCUAAUGUAUGUGUCGGUGUGUCACUGCCGCAUAUGGUAUGCGGCUGUGGCUGAAAGAGUUGCCUUUUCACAUUGCAUUCUUUAUUUUUGAUUACAAAUAAGAGGCACAUAGACAGCUCUGUCCGCACGCUGCAGCGUAUUGUUGUUUUACUGAGGAUAUCAGGUGGCUUAGGGCAAGGUCGAGCUCUUGCUGUGUGCAUGUGUAUUUGUGUGUCCGUGUGUGUGCCCGUGUCUGUGUGUGUGUGUGUGUGUGUGUGUGUGUGUGUGUGUGUGUGUGUGUGUGUGUGUGUGUGUGUGUGUGUGUGUGUGUGUGUGUGCGUGUGUGUGUGCGCGUGUGUGUGUGUGUGUGUGUGUGUGUGUGCGUGUGUGUGUGUGUGUGUGUGUGCGUGUGUGUUAGGAAACACGAGAUGUGUAAGUGUAUGUGUGUGUGUGUCAAAGAGCACAAGGAAAGCAAAGUAUGUGUGCGUGUGGUUAGAAGUUUGUGUGCACGGUCUAGCGUGCACUCGUGUAGCCGCGUGGUGUCGGCGAGUGCACAGUGUAGGACAGUGCACCAUGUGUUGUGGCCGGUCGCUGAGAGCAUUGCGCUUGUACAUACGAUAUGUGUGCAGAACCGGACAUAUGAUUGCUGCUGAUUGCUCCCCAUCAAUGAAGGCACGAGCUGAACAAGUGGAUAAGCAGUACAUGAUGUAUUGAUGUUGCCGUAAGAGCGAACGGGAACAGGGCACUUGAUACGGUAUCCCGGAAGGAGAUGCCGCCCUGUAAAAUCCAUGGUUA
Molecule: messenger RNA, 4072 nt
Organism: Chlamydomonas reinhardtii
Lineage: Eukaryota; Viridiplantae; Chlorophyta; Chlorophyceae; Chlamydomonadales; Chlamydomonadaceae
Exons: 6
Coding region: 137-3265 (1042 amino acids)
Source: RefSeq, a predicted model, not a curated record